GACCAAAAAGGGUGAUUUAUUGGUGACCACCGAAGGUCCUGGGGGUUUUUAUUUUUCCCUCGUUUUUUUUUUUUCACCUGCGCCAUGAGCUGCCAAAGACACACCAGUGGGUUAGGAGGAGAUGGACAGCUUGGAAAUCCCUCAAAAAAGAAGCAGGACAUGAGAGGGGGCGCGCUUCUGCACCAACAGAGACGGCUCAAGCAAACCACGCAGUUUAUGCACAAAGACUCUGCGGAUCUUCUGCCUCUGGACCAGCUGAGGAUGCUGGGCACCUCCAAAGACUUGCAACCUCACAACGUGAUACAAAGACGUCUUCUGGGGGGCAGCCCAGUGAGAGAGCCCAGCGGCUUGGUGAGAACCUCCAACCUGUGUGACAAGGGGACGCAAUCCCCUCCCGAAGGUAAACGGCUGACCACCCAACAACCCUGCCUCCAGGACGAGUGGACACAGCCGACCCAGACGAGUGAAAACAACACAGGUGGAUGGAAAGGACAUUCCCUGUUUAUCCUGUGUAAGGUAUGUACAUUGACCGUCAGGGCCAAGAUAUCCAUUGACCACCAGGAGAACCUAAUUUCGAGGAGUUGUGUGGAGCGAUUAAGGUUGGUGGCAUCAUGUCAGGACACGCCGAGCGAGGCGUCCAAUGAGCUGACCGUGGACAUCGAUCUGGGCUCUGAAAAACUCAGAAGCAAAGCCAGGAUCAUAGAUGAUGACGAGGAUGAGUUCUGCCUUGGCCUGGAGACACUAAUCUCUCUCAAGAGCUGUAUCGAUCUUAGUAAAGGGAUACUGAAAACCGUGCACCAGGAAAUCCACUUCUUACCCCAUCAGGACAAGGAACCGACAGACUAGUCGACGGGAAUGGAUCAUUUUCCGGGGGCCUGUCCCCAUCUUGUACAGAGCACAGCCGCUGUUGGAAAUACCCAUUCCUUCGGUCUUCCGCUACAUGUCAACAGCGACUUCAUGUCUUCAUACCUCUACCCCUUGACCGAUAUAACGUGUGCCAUAAUUACAAAUGAUUCACAUGUAUUACUUGUGUACUGUUUUUAUGUCUUAAAAUGAGUGAUGCGUGUGCUGGCAUGCGACCAUGAAACGGAAAGGAAGAAAAUAAAUGAUAUAUUAGAACGGGAGAGUAUCGGGUCCACGGGAACGGUCAGGCGGUUCGGUGUCGAAGGAAGCAGUUUGUAGGGUCUGGGUGAAUCCGGCUGGUUUGCGACUGUAUACGUUCACACCACCUCCGCUGGGUGGCAAAGCCACACGCCUACCAACGAUCUUGUAUUUAAAUGCUGGACUGUGACGUUCAAUAAGGCAAAUUCUCCUAAACUCUGAAAGGUAUUAGUACUUGCAGUCCACUGUAUACAUAUGCCAAGUAUAUUUUCUUAAUAUGUAACUAAAUCUGCCCGGUGACCACUAUUAAUCAUUGUUGUAAAUCAGCCUUUUAGCCCAACACGUAUCCGCUAUUGUCAAUAUAUCCAUUGCAUAUUCAUAAUUACACGUAAAUCAUUUCAGACUGCAUUCGUAUUUUAUUUAUCGCACCCGCAGAGGCUUCUUCUGCUCGGCGUCACAGCUCAGACGGUUAAGUUUUGUAGGGUCCAAGCUGACCCUGCUGGUUGGUGGUUCAAGAGAAGUUCACGGCUGCUAAAAGAUUUUGUGGGCAUCAUUUACCCAAAAUUAGAUCAAAAUAAAGCGUUUAUAUUGUAA
Messenger RNA from Spea bombifrons (plains spadefoot toad), 1695 nucleotides. RefSeq names its product nuclear receptor interacting protein 2 (gene NRIP2). The record is from RefSeq and is a predicted model, not a curated record. Lineage: Eukaryota; Metazoa; Chordata; Amphibia; Anura; Pelobatidae. The coding region runs from base 85 to 846 and encodes 253 amino acids. The transcript has 6 exons.